AUGGGUGCGGGAGCAAGCGCCGAGGACAAAAAGUCUAAGGAGUUGGAAAAGCAACUCCAAGAAGAUGCUGAUAAGGACUCUAAAACAGUCAAGCUAUUACUGCUUGGCGCUGGUGAGUCAGGGAAAAGCACCAUUGUAAAACAAAUGAAGAUUCUCCAUCAAGGUGGUUACACAAAAGAGGAACAGAUGGAGUUUAGGGCGAUCAUCUACGGUAACAUCCUCCAGUCUGCUCUGGCCAUUAUCAGAGGCAUGGAGAUGCUGGGCGUUGAUUUUGGCUCGCCCUCUGCACAGGAAGAUGCACAGAAGCUGCAGAACUUGUCAGACUCCAUCGAAGAAGGCACAAUGCCCCCUGAGCUGGCUGAUGUCAUUAAGAAACUGUGGAAAGACUCUGGUGUGCAGGCCGGCUUUGAGAGAGCUGCUGAGUACCAACUGAACGACUCUGCUGGCUACUACCUCAACGAAAUGGACAGAAUCUGCAAGCCAGACUACAUGCCCACCGAGCAGGAUGUGCUGCGAUCUCGAGUCAAAACAACUGGUAUCAUUGAAGAACAGUUCUCCUGCAAGGAGUUGCACUUCAGGAUGUUUGAUGUGGGUGGCCAGAGGUCAGAGAGGAAGAAGUGGAUCCAUUGUUUCGAGGGUGUGACCUGUAUCAUCUUCUGCGGAGCUCUCAGUGCAUACGACAUGGUGCUGGUAGAGGACGAUGAAGUGAACCGCAUGCACGAGUCUCUCCAUCUAUUCAACAGUAUCUGCAACCACAGAUUCUUCGCACUGACCUCCAUCGUACUUUUCCUCAACAAGAAGGAUCUGUUUGAGGAGAAGAUCAAGAAAGUCCACCUGAGCAUCUGCUUCCCAGACUAUGAUGGUCCAAACACGUACGACGAUGCCAGCAACUACAUCAAGACGCAGUUCUUGGAUCUGAACAUGAAGAAGGGCGUGAAAGAAAUCUACUCCCACUUGACCUGUGCCACAGACACAAAGAACGUCGAGAUUGUGUUCAACGCUGUGACAGACAUCAUCAUCAAAGAAAACCUUAAAGAUUGCGGUCUUUUCUAA
Cheilinus undulatus (humphead wrasse) is the source of this 1053-nucleotide messenger RNA. RefSeq names its product guanine nucleotide binding protein (G protein), alpha transducing activity polypeptide 2 (gene gnat2). Lineage: Eukaryota; Metazoa; Chordata; Actinopteri; Labriformes; Labridae. The record is from RefSeq and is a predicted model, not a curated record. Gene Ontology annotation, biological process: detection of chemical stimulus involved in sensory perception of bitter taste; adenylate cyclase-modulating G protein-coupled receptor signaling pathway. Bases 1 to 1053 code for a protein of 350 amino acids. Gene Ontology annotation, cellular component: heterotrimeric G-protein complex; photoreceptor inner segment; photoreceptor outer segment. Gene Ontology annotation, molecular function: GTP binding; G protein-coupled receptor binding; G-protein beta/gamma-subunit complex binding. The transcript is spliced from 8 exons.